CACACGUCACUUCUCUGUCCUGAUAACGUGAUGUUCAUGUGUCUCCGCUCGUCCCUGUGGGUCCUUCUUCUUCAUGGGUUAACGACAGUGAGCUGCCUGGACCAGGUCAAAGGUCAGGUGGGAGAGGACGUCCUGCUGCCGUGCGUCUACAGAGAGGACGACCCUCUGCCUCAGGAAGUGUCUGUCUACUGGAGGGACAAGGACGACGCCGAGGUGCUGGACUCCGUCCUCGGCGUCCUGGCCCUCGCCACGCAGAGCGAGAUCUACCGAGGCCGAGUGGCGCUCGCUCCACCGCGGGAGAGAGACGACUUCUCCAUCGUGCUGAGGGACGUGCGGCGGUCGGACAGCGGCGUGUUCGACUGCCACCUCCAAGAGCAGGACUUCAAGAAGAGCGUCCAGCUGAUCGUCACAGAUCCUGUCGUUCCAGUUGCAGAUAAACCGAACGUUGUCACGACGACCCAACCUCCAGGAAGUAACGCUGCAGCAUCACUGACCCGCCCCCUCCUCCCCCUCCUCCCCCUCCUCCUCUCACUUUAUUGGCUCGUCUAA
Molecule: messenger RNA, 549 nt
Organism: Limanda limanda (common dab)
Lineage: Eukaryota; Metazoa; Chordata; Actinopteri; Pleuronectiformes; Pleuronectidae
Product: junctional adhesion molecule-like
Exons: 3
Coding region: 31-549 (172 amino acids)
Biological process (GO): T cell costimulation; cellular response to lipopolysaccharide; immune response
Cellular component (GO): external side of plasma membrane
Source: RefSeq, a predicted model, not a curated record